AUGCACCGACGGAUUGAUCAUACGCUGCUCAAGGCCGAGGCGCAACCGUCUCAGAUUACGACGCUCUGCCACGAAGCGACUCGCUUUGGCUUCUAUGCUGUGUGCGUGAACCCGUGCUAUGCUCGACUUGCGCGCAAGACGCUGGACGAGCUCGACGCCAGUGACGCCAGUGACGCCAGUGGUACGACCAGUAGUGGUCCAAGCCGUAGUACCCCCACGUGCCACGUCAAAGUGUGCUGCGUCGUGGGGUUCCCGCUCGGAGCUGCGACCACAGAGACAAAGGCAUUUGAAUCCCAACAGUGUCUGGAGGCGGGUGCCGAGGAGAUCGAUAUGGUGCUCAACGUGGGAAUGCUCUGCGCCCACGAGUACGACGCCGUUCGGAGGGACAUUGGCGCUGUCGUGGCCGUGUGCGCAGACCGCCGCGCGCUGUGCAAAGUGAUCCUCGAGACGGCGCUACUGACGCCAGCGCAGGUCCGCAGAGCCAGUGAAUUGGCCAUUGAGGCCGGUGCAGACUUUAUCAAGACGUCCACGGGGUUCUCGACGCGAGGUGCCAGUGAAGAAGACGUAAAGCUCAUGGUGAGUAUUGCCGGACCUGCUGGGAAACAAGUGAAGGCGAGCGGCGGCAUUCGGUCAGCUGCUGACGCAGCGAAGAUGGUUGCACUGGGAGCUACGCGUCUUGGGACAAGUGCCAGUGUCGACAUUGUCCAAGGCUUGCCGACCACAGGUGGCGCGUAUUGA
Molecule: messenger RNA, 738 nt
Organism: Hyaloperonospora brassicae
Lineage: Eukaryota; Oomycota; Peronosporomycetes; Peronosporales; Peronosporaceae
Source: the annotation of a GenBank genome assembly